Messenger RNA from Trichomycterus rosablanca, 6138 nucleotides. RefSeq names its product TSC complex subunit 2 (gene tsc2). The transcript is spliced from 42 exons. Gene Ontology annotation, cellular component: cytoplasm; nucleus; TSC1-TSC2 complex. Gene Ontology annotation, biological process: negative regulation of TOR signaling; negative regulation of phosphatidylinositol 3-kinase/protein kinase B signal transduction; positive regulation of GTPase activity. Gene Ontology annotation, molecular function: GTPase activator activity. Lineage: Eukaryota; Metazoa; Chordata; Actinopteri; Siluriformes; Trichomycteridae. Bases 180 to 5699 code for a protein of 1839 amino acids. The record is from RefSeq and is a predicted model, not a curated record.
UGAGAGGAGAGUGUUUGUGUUCAGCUGCGGUGUGAAACAGACAAAUGUAUCAAAUAUAGAAUAUUAAUAAUAAUAAUAAUAAUAAUAAUAAUUAGAUGAAAUCAGGGCGGAACAGAGAAGUUUACAUGAACACUCAGCUGCUGCACACACCCGCGUGAGUCCGUCAGCAUCGUCCCGUCAUGAACAAGCACCCGAGCAAGGAGUCUCUGAGGGACAAGAUCAAGGGCGUGUUCGGACUCACGCCGCGCGUCCCCGCCAAACACAGCGAGAGCCGACCGUCCGAAUACAUCAUCACCAACGACAUUCUGAAGGAGCUGGCUCCCGAGUGUGGGUUGAGUAACAGGAUCAGAGUCAUUAACCACGUGUGUGAUCUCGCCAAGUCCAAAAAGUUUGAGGAGCAUGCCGUGGAGGCGCUAUGGAAGGCGGUGGAGGACCUGAUACAGCCGGAACAGCCACCUGAAGCUCGACAUGCCGUGUUACUCCUGCUCAGAGCCAUAAUACAGGGACAGGGCGAGAGACUCGGACCCCUGCGUGCCUACUUUUUUAAGAUUGUCUGGGACUACCAGCCGUCCAACGAAGACCUGGCCGAGAGACUCGGGGUGUUCAAGGCCCUGACGGAGAACGGGAAGGACGUGACGUACCUGGAGGACGAGAUCGCUCGGUUUGUGGUGGUGUGGAUGGAGACGGGUUUGACGGCUGAUUUCCUCCACGUGCUGGUCAACCUGGUCAAGUUCAACUCCUGUUACCUGGACCAGAACGUCUCGCUCAUGGUCCAGAAGAUCUGCCUGCUGUGUAACCGGACCACGGCGUCCAGCGACAUCGAGGUGGCGCUGCAGGUGCUGGACGCGGUGGUGUGUUACAACUGCCUGCCCUCCGACUCGCUCACCGUCUUCGUCGUCACGCUGUGCCGGACCGUCAACGUCAAGGAGUUCUGCGAGUCCUGCUGGAAGCUGAUGAGGAAGGUGUUGGGGACUCACCUGGGCCACAGCGCCAUCUACACCAUGUGCCGCAUCAUGGAGGAAAGGGCGUACACGGAGGACGCGGCGCUGCUCAGGGGCGCGGUGUUUUUCGUGGGCAUGGCCCUGUGGGGGGCGCACAGACUCCCCGCUCUGAAGAACACGCCCACUCUGGUGCUGCCCUCUUUCUAUAAGGCCAUGAACUGCGCCAACGAGGUGGUGUCGUACGAGAUCGUCCUGUCCGUCACGCGCCUCAUCAAGAAGUACGGCCGGGAGCUGCAGGUGGUGACCUGGGACGUCCUGCUGGCCAUUAUAGAGAGGCUGCUGCAGCAGAUACAGACCGUGGGCAGCCCCGAGCUGAGGGCCAUCGUGUUCGAGCUCCUGACCACGGUGGAGGAGCUGUACGAGCAGAACGAUUACCACGGAUCCACCGAGCGCUUCUUCGGCCUGGUGGAGAAAUGCGCCGACAAGCGACCCGACGCGUCGGCGCUGACCCUGAUUUCCUACCGGGCCCAGUCCAUCCACCCGGCCAAGCACGGCUGGAUCCAGAGCCUGCACCGCCUGAUGGAGAAGUUCUUCAGGAACGAGACGCGCAGCGUGAUCAGGAUCAAGGUGCUGCACAUCCUGUCCUUCGUCCUCAGCACCAACCGCCAGCUGUACGAGGAGGAGCUGAUCGAGGUGGCGGUGCUGCCCCAGCUGGGGCAGAUAGCCGAGGACCGCGACCUGUCGGUGCGCAAGCAGGCCACCCAGCUGCUGGUGGACCUGGCCGAGGGGUGCAACACGCACCACUUCAACUCCCUGCUGGACGUCAUCGAGAGGGUGGCGAGUCGCCCGCUGUCGUGCCCGGCGGACGGAGAUCGGGAGCUUCUAGCCGACUCGCCCAUAGAGGACGUGAAAACGGCCGUGCUGGGGCUGCUGGAAAUCCUGCAGAGUAAGCUGUACAGUCUGCCGGCCGCCCACGCCAGCCGAGUGUACGAGCUGCUGAUCGGCCACCUCCAGCUCCACUACAAGAACAAGUACGGCUCCGCCCUCGCCAGCUCCAUACGGCUGCAGGUGUUCGACUUCCUGCUGCUGAUGAGGUCGGACUCGCUGCACCGCCUGGGCGUCCCCAACAAAGACGGCGUCCUGCGCUUCAGCCCCUACUGCUACUGCGACGUCGGCGGACCCGAAAAGCGAGAAGCCGAGAAGAAGCCGACGGGAAGCGUCUCGUCCCCGACAGGAAGUCCCGCCCCCGCGGCCCCGACCACCUCGCUUCGGACGGCCUGUCUGCCCUACAGCCUCGCCUUCAAUAUCCUGCUGCAGGGCCUGAAGAUGGAGACGGACUGGAAGGUGCUGAAGUUGGUCCUGGAUAAAAUGCCGUGGACUCUGCAGCAUAAAGUUCUGCUCCUCACGUCGCCCUGUAACGUGGAUCAGCUCUGCUCCACCCUCUGCUCUAUGGUGACGGACCGUCUGAUCUCGGAGAGGCUGAAGAGGACCCCGGACGGCUUCUCUCGCACCGACGUUCAGCUGGCGGUGGUUCCCGUUUUAACCGCGCUGACGUCCUACCACAACUACCUGGAACAGUCCAGACAGAGGGAGCUGGUACAGUGUUUAGAGACGGGUCUGAUCUACCGCUGUGCCAAACAGUGUGUGGUGGCUCUCACCAUGUGUACGGUGGAGAUGCCCGACAUCAUGAUCAAACUGCUGCCCGCCCUCAUCGUCAAGCUCACACACAUCUCGGCAACCGUCACCAUGGCGUCGCCCAUGCUCGAGUUCCUGUCCACUCUGGUGCGCCUCCCUCAUCUUUACGCUAACUUCGUCGCCGAGCAGUACGUCAGCGUGUUCGCCAUCUCGCUGCCCUACACCAACCCGUCCAAGUUUAAUCAGUACAUCGUGUCUCUGGCGCAUCACGUGAUCGCCAUGUGGUUCAUCCGCUGCAGGCUGGCAUUCAGGAAGGACUUCGUGCAGUACAUCACAAAGGGUCUCCGCUCGAACGCCCUGCUCCCGUUCGACGACACUCACGAGCAGAGCAGCUUCAGGGCUCGCAGUACCAGCCUGAACGAGAGACCUAAGAGUCUGAGAACGGCCAAAGUGGCCAAGCAGAGCCAGAGCGCUAACUCGCCGGUCAGAGAGCUGAAGGAUCUGUCGGCCAUGGACGCCUUCCGCUCGCGGAGCAUCAGCGUGUCGGAGCACGCGGUGCGCAGGAUGCACACCUCCACCACCACCUGCAGCCUGGGCUCGGCCGACGAGAACGCCGUCAUGCAGGCGGACGACGCCCUGAAGACCGUCCACCUGGAGCUGACCGAGACCUGCCUGGACAUGAUGGCGCGCUACGUCUUCUCCAACUUCUCCGCCCUGCCCAAGAGGUCCCCCAUCGCCGAGUUCCUGUUGGCCGGCGGGCCCAGCAUGACCUGGCUGGUGGGUAACAAGCUGGUCACCAUAACGACCAGCGGAGGGUCAAGGACGCAGGCCCUGCUGGGGCUGGACCUGGCCGAGAGACCCGGCGGAGGAGAGAUGACCAGGUCGGACCCGACGCUGCACACGCGCCAAACCAAAGAGGCGCCGGCCAAACUGGAGUCUCAGUCCAGCCAGCAGCUGAGCCGCGCCACCCGCAUCCGCGUCCGCUCCAUGUCCGGUGGUCACGCCCUGCGUGCGGGCGCGGUGCACAGCCUCAGUCCCCUGGUUUCGCCGUCUGAAGGUGGUGAGUUCGGAUCCCCUCUGGAGGGGCUGAACUGUCCCCGCGUGGGCGAUGAAGAUCCUCCUCACUCCUCCUCCUCCUCCUCACAGCCGGCGCCUCCACCCAGGGACAAGAGCGGCCUGGCCGAGUUCGUCCCCGCCCUCACCCAGGGCUGGGCUCAGAUCUACAUCCGGAGACCCUCAGGAAACACCAGCUGGCUGAUGUGCCUGGAGAACCCGCCCAGUCCGUUCUCCUCGGAGCUGGGGAACGUCCCCCUGCAGGAGCUCUCCAGCGUUCUCAUGGCCAUGGAGGGGGUGAAGGAACCUCAGGGCGACGCCCCGUCCGCCCCCGCCGACGCCCCCCAGCGCCACGCCAAACCCAGCUUCAUCCAGCGCGCCAACACGGUGGGCUCCGACUGCUCGCCCUGCCCAGCCGACCCGCCUGGCAGGAGUAUAUCCAGGAGUAUUUCCUGGGCAGACUCGGCGGUCGUCCCAGAGGAGAGCUUCGUGGGCGUGGGCAGGGCGCCGGAGUCGGACCCCGAGUCGCCCCAGGCGGAGCUGGAGGCCACCGCGUCCGAGCCCAUCUUUAUCAGCGACGACAUGUUCAAGCCGGCCGGCGCAGCGCUCAGCCGGUCCUCGUCCACGUCCAGCCAGGACGAUGAGAAGUCCACUCUGGAGGAGGUCAGCGAGGGCGGCAUCCCCAUCGACCAGCCCUCCCUGGCUCUGUCCACCCCCGGGGCUCCGGACCCGGACCUGCCCUUCGGUCACUCCCAGACCCUGAACAAGUCCAGCUCCUCCCCGGAGCUCCAGACCCUCCCGGAGGCCUUCGCCCGGGCGGUGGGGGACGCGCCCGCCGAGAGGGAACCCCCGGGGGACAGAGACGGGGACAGCGCCGCGUCGGCGGGACCACAGAGCCUCGGUCCCGGCGCGUCCACGUCCGUCUCCACGUCCACGUCCGUGUCCAGGAUGAAGCUGGAGUUCCCGAGCAGCCAGCCGGGCUCCGUGUCGCCUAACGGGCACCGGCCUCGCGGGCACACCAUCUCCGUCUCCGCCCCCUCGUCACGCAGGGAGAGGAAGUCGGAUCGGGACUCCUACCACAACCGCAGGGGCGCCUCCCACGCCGAGAAGACCUCCGGCCUGAGCCCGAGCUUCGUGUUCCUGCAGCUCUACCACUCGCCCUUUUUCGGGAACGAGGCCAACAAACCCCUCCUGCUGCCCAAAUCUGAGCUGAUCGACCGGGCGGUGAAGGUGCUGGAUCAGAUGCCGCCGUACGACACCCAUAAGAUCGGCGUGGUGUUCGUGGGACCCGGGCAGGCGAACAACGAGGUGGCGAUCCUGUCCAACGAGUACGGCUCGAACCGCUACGCCCGCUUCCUCACCGGGCUGGGGAAGCUCAUCCACCUGAAGGACUGCGACCCGGACCAGAUCUUCCUGGGGGGCCUGGACCACGGGCGCUACACCGACGACGGCGAGUUCACCUACUGCUGGCACGACGACAUCAUGCAAGCUAUUUUCCACAUCGCCACCCUGAUGCCCAACCGCGAGAGCGACAAGAGCUGCUGCAACAAGAAGCGGCACAUCGGGAACGACUUCGUGGUGGUGGUGUACAACGACUCCGGGGAGGAGUACAAACUCGGUACCAUCAAGGGUCAGUUUAACUUUGUGGAGGUGCUGAUAAAGCCGCUGGACUAUGAGAGUAACCUGGUCACGCUGCAGUGCCGCAGAGAUCUGGAAGGGCUGGUUGAUACCACAGUAGCGAAGAUCGUGUCCGACCAGAACCUCCCGCUGCUAGUCAGACAGAUGGCGCUACACGCUAACAUGGCCUCGUUGGUGCACCAGUACAGAGCCAACCCGUCUGACGCCUACGCCUCCAAGUGGCUCGCCCGGCUCAGGCACAUCAAGAGGAUCAGGAUUCGGGCUCAGGAGGAGAUCCAGUCUCGCCCCACUCCCGGAAUCUCUCUCACUCAGAGUCACGGCGGCAUGCAGAACAAAGCCGCCCAUCAGGCGCCGGGCUCGGGCCCCGGCAGCGACUCCGGUCAGAGGAAGCGACUGGUCUCCACCGUGGACGAUUUCACCGACUUCGUUUAGCUGGAGGGAGGAACAGACGGAGUUCUCUGAUCUAUCGUUCAGUCCUAACAUUUGUAUUUAUUUACCUGCAGGAAGGUGGCUUUAUUAACAGUAUUAUUCUUCAUGUGCACACACACACACACACACACACACGCACGCACACACACACACUUUAAAAUCAUUAGUUCUCAGAUCGGAGGAUUUAUAUGAAAUGAUAUUUAGAUGAUUUUUAACCCCAGUGUCGAAACAUCGCUUGUAUUUUUUGCUCACAUUGUAGUGGUCUGGUGGGCAGAGCCAACUGGAAGGUCAUGGGUUCAAAUCCUGGCUCUGCCAUUCAGCCACUGUUGGGCCCUUGAGCUCCAAGGCCGGCGUAAUAUGUGACGUGUAUACAGAGAGACUUCAUGAAAUAAAUAUUUAUGUGCUGACUGAAGUACGAAUAAACACUAAAUCACUCCUGAAA